UCGCUACUAUUUGCUGAUGAAGAGAGACAAAAUCAAGCACGCCAUUCGCGCUCCUGACUUCGUAAUGUUUCAUUUUCCCCGCUCCAUUUUUUUCGUAUUAUUCUCGAGCGACAUGAGUCACUUAUAAAUUUGUCGCAGGAGCGUCUGUUCUCAUAGUAAAACGCUCACUCGCCCGAUCAAGUUUACCAAGCAUUUGACGCAACAGUUGAGUUAAGAAACUCGUGGAAAUGGCUGUUGGUUCGUAUAUUCUCAUUUUCGUAGCGACCCUCGCCGCUUACGGCGAGGCAAGAUAUGCGGAUAAGUGCGACCUGGAUGCCAGCGCAAAACCCAGUGGAGCUUGCGGCACGGUCAUCAGGCACGGUCUGAACGAAACUCAGAUUCAAGAGAUCCUCGAUGCUCAAAAUUCGACCGACGUUGGGCCACGGAAAUGGUCUCGUGAAUUGGCUGCCGAAGCUCAAGCCUGGGCGAAUCAGUGUGAGAGCGGGGCUGACCCGUGCAUAGAUUAUCGCUCUUCAAAGAUUUCUCAGUCGUACGUAGACAUGCAGAAUCCCAGCAAGGACCCGUCUCUCACUGAAAUGGUCAAGUUCAUGCAUUCGCGCCCAGAAUUCAGCUUCUUGAUUCCAAUCAUCGAUCUCGACUUAAGUUUUUUUAGAUUUCGUAGAAGCCUGAACCGUAGAAGUUUGACCGGUGACUUUACAAAUAUGAUGGGAUGCGGUUUUAUUACUUUCAAGAAGACCUCUCAGCCAACGAAUCAUCUCUUUUGCUUGUACGGUCCUGAAGAAAAUGAAAAUCAAUCCACUACGACUUCUCCAGCGAUCACAGAAUGACGUUUCAAUCGGCCCUUCAAAAAGCAUCGUUUUGUCGACAAAUUAGCAUUUGAUUAAGAAUUUUUUUUUUCAAUUAUUGCUUAAUUUCACUAUUUCGAAAAUCAGCGUUUUAAUUAUUUUACUCGACGACUAUUAUUUUUUGAGAAAUAAAGGAUUGAUGCGUUACAAAAUA
Messenger RNA from Venturia canescens, 999 nucleotides. Its product is annotated as venom allergen 5-like. The transcript is spliced from 5 exons. NCBI's taxonomy places the organism in Eukaryota, Metazoa, Arthropoda, Insecta, Hymenoptera, Ichneumonidae. Bases 228 to 827 code for a protein of 199 amino acids. The record is from RefSeq and is a predicted model, not a curated record.